Molecule: messenger RNA, 6128 nt
Organism: Pygocentrus nattereri (red-bellied piranha)
Lineage: Eukaryota; Metazoa; Chordata; Actinopteri; Characiformes; Serrasalmidae
Gene: taf5l
Product: TAF5-like RNA polymerase II, p300/CBP-associated factor (PCAF)-associated factor
Exons: 7
Coding region: 195-2006 (603 amino acids)
Biological process (GO): regulation of DNA-templated transcription
Cellular component (GO): nuclear protein-containing complex; histone acetyltransferase complex
Molecular function (GO): protein binding; transcription coactivator activity
Source: RefSeq, a predicted model, not a curated record
GUGUGUGUGAGUGUGAGAGAGUGUGAGUGUGAGUGUGUGUGUGGUCGCUGGCUUCACCGUCGACCGGAAGUGUGAAGCUGUCAAAGAUGGAGCCGCUCAGCAGCGAAUGAGCCGAGAGCCGUUCCCGCGCUGUGUGUAGAGAAUUAUCCCGAGUUUUCCCGGUUUGGGUGGAGCAGACGGAGGGAUAUGCAGUGAUGAAGCGAGGCCGGACAGAGCAGAUCCAGUACGCGGUGACGCAGUACCUGAAGAGGCGGCAGUACGUGGACACCGAGGGCUCGCUGAAAGGGGCCAAGCUGUCUCAGUCUGCAGAGGAAAUGGCAGCCAGUCUCUCAGUCCAGACAGAGUCUAGCUGUGCAAACGUGGUUUCUGCAGCUCCGUGCCAGUCAGACCCUCAGCAGUAUGAUGCUCAGUUCUCCAGAUUACGAACUUUUCUACUGGAGGCGGAGGUGCCGUGGGCAAGGGAAGUUAGUGUAGUGCUGUUUCCCCUCUUCCUUUACCUGCACCUGGACAUGGCGCGCUGUGGCCUGAAGGGGGCAGUAGAUGCAUUUUACGGCCGCUUCCACUCCCUCUUCCAGCAGGACGCUGAGCAGAAAGCCAUUGUGGAGCAGCUUCGUGGAGUACUAACACCACAGGACGUGGCCUCCAAUUCCAAACUCUGUGCUCUGCUGGACCACAAGUACGUGGUCCACCUGACGGACCAGGCCUACAGUUACCUCCUGCGGUACCUGCAGAGCGAUGACAACAGCGCCAUCUGCAGGGCGCUCAGCACACACUUACAGGUGGAGGUGACUGCUGUGCGUCGGACCGACUACCAGCUCUAUGGGUCGGGGCUUAACACAGGGAACUCCACCUCAUCUUCCUCCAGCACCUGGGCCGGUGUGGACGGGGCGGAGGGAGCGGAGCCUGUGGAAGUGACAGCGGGGUUACCUCAGAAUGAGGCUGCUCUGGAGGCUCUUCAGGACUGCAUUAAGCGUGUGCGGGAGGGCCCUCCCUCCUUAACCACCGUGUGUUUCUACGCCUUCCAGCACACCGAUCAGCUCCUCAACACGGCCGAGGUGUCACCCGACAGCCGGCUGCUCGCCGCGGGCUUCGACAACUCUGCUGUUAAAUUGUGGAGCCUGCGAGCCAGAAAGCUGAAAGCAGGCCCUCACAGGGCGGACGUGGCUAAGAUACGGCUUGCCUGUGACGUUCUGGAGGAAGAGGCGGAUGAGGAGGACUCGUCAGGCAGUGAGAUAAAGACCCUCCGUGCGCACUGCGGUCCCGUGUACCGCACAGCCUUUCUGACCGACAGCUCUGGUCUGCUGUCCUGCUCUGAAGACUCAACAGUGCGUUACUGGGACCUGAACAGCUUCACUAAUGCUUCGCUGUACUGUGGCCACGCCUACCCUGUGUGGGAUGUAGACGUGAGCCCCUGUAGCCUGUACUUCUGCACGGCGUCGCAGGACCGCACAGCGCGUCUCUGGACCUUCCAGCGCACCUAUCCGCUGCGUGUUUACGCAGGACACCUGGCUGACGUUGACUGUGUUAAAUUUCACCCUAAUUCUAACUAUAUUGCUACAGGUUCUACAGACAAAACUGUGCGACUGUGGAGCACUCAGCAAGGCAAUUCUGUCAGGUUAUUCACGGGACAUCGAGGCCCUGUUUUGGCCCUGGCAUUUUCACCCAACGGCAAGUACCUGGCCUCAGCCGGUGAGGACCAAAGGGUCAAACUGUGGGACUUGGCGUCUGGCACACUGUUUAAAGACCUGCGGGGUCACACAGACAAUGUAAUGAGCCUUUCAUUCAGCCCGGACAGUGCCCUGGUGGCCUCUGCCGCCCUGGACAACUCUGUUAGAGUCUGGGACAUCCGUAACACUCAUGGUGGAGCAGCGGCUGCAGCGGACGGGUCCAGUGGAGAAUUGGUGGGACUGUACUCAGGUGAAACCAGUGGAGUCCUGAACGUCCAGUUCAUGGCAUGCAACCUACUGCUGGUGACUGGGACAGCACUGGAGAAACAAGAGCAAUGACCAGGGACAGUGUGCCGGUGAGUCAGAAGUCAGGAGCCAUGCAAAGAUCCGCAAGACAUUCUGUGUCAAGGUUGAUCUAAUCUUUAUUAUCGGUAUGCGUUAGACUGGGGUGCCCAGUCCUGGUCCUGGAGAUCUGGAGAGUUUAGCACCAACCCUCAUCUUAACAUCAUGAGCCAGCUUAUAUAAUGCAUUCAGGAGUUUCUGAAUUCUAGAGCUAGAUGCUGGAUCUAAGCCCAGGAUUGAGCACCCCUGUAUUAGACCAACGGGUAACACGUCAUAGGUCAUUUUUAACCAUGAGCUACCAUAACCAUGAGGUGGUACUGUUCAUACUGGACUUCCUUGAGGAGUGCUUUGGAGAUCAGAUCAGAUCACUAUGGAUAGUUUAUCUGUUUGCAUUCUAAUUAUUUUUUGUUGUUUUUAACAAAUAAACAUUCAGUGCCCAGAUAAAAGCCUUUAUAUUUUUGAUUGGAUAGCUUAGGACUUUUGCACACUACUGUGUGCCAACACCAUAUAUAGAAUGACUUACUCUGCUGAUGUAGUUACACCCAUUGGUCUAAUUCAGAAGAGUCAUGACCUCAAUCUCAUGUAAGGGUCUUACAGACAUUUGGGUGGUUCCUGGCUUUUGACUUGCUGUGUAUGCCUGUGGUGCACUUGCCAUUAUUGCCAUUAUUUAAUUGUACCUAGUGCACUAUAUAGGCAGUGGAGCACGAUUUGAGAUUUCCUUACAUCUGAAUGCACAUGGUUGUGUAGACAGUGUAGCCAGAUUGUGUGCCACAUGGCUCUCUGUCAGACAUUUGUGCUUAAUUUAUGAUAUAUGAUGUAGAAGCAAUUGCCUUCUGGCCUGUGUUGUGCACUAUAUAGGGAGCAGGGAGUGAUUUGAGAUCCAGCCCAUGUGUGAGAGUAUCGCUGUGUAUACAUGUUGGUGGGAGACCGAUGACGGAAAACUGGAUAGUUCAUUGUUUUUAAUGAAGCAGCGACGAAACAUCAACGUAUGAGACGUUAACUUGCGGGAUUUCAACGAAAACACACUGUUAGAAACUGUUAGGAGAAUAAAGUGGCUGAACGCCGUUGCCCUGGACAUGGGCAGUGUGCCAGUGUUUACAUGGCUUCUUGUUGCCGUCUUUUCACCAUUGCCAGUUCUGCUAUGGGGCAUAAAACUGGUAAAAUGCAGCUGAUUUUGGUGCAGGAUUUGGCUUCUGACAUGCAAGUUGAAUACGCCCAGUGGACUGCGUGGAUCUGAUUUUGGAUCAGUUCAUGGAGUGCGUCUUUCUGUUGGUUACUGGAGCAGAGAGAGUGCAUGUGUGUGGGCUGUAUUAAGUAGUGGGAACGAGAUCCUAAUGUGUGGCCAUGACUUAGUAAGGCAUGAUCUAAUUAGCACACCUUACUAAGUCGUGGCUAUGACUUAUCUUAUUCCAGCGUGUUACUAAGUCAUGGGCACACAUUAUGAUCUCGUUCCCACACCUUACUGAAUCGUGGCCAUGUAUUAUUUUUAUUUAUAUGGGAUGGCACCAGCAGGUCCCCGUAGACUGGCCCAUGUCGGGCUGUCAGGCGGCUUCCUGUGUAGUGCACUGCGUAGACGCGGUGUAGUGACCACUAUCUCGUUGUUUUAUUUCAUGUUGUAGGGCUCGACUGAUGUAUCCCUUGGCUGGUAACGUUGGCUGAUGUGGGUGUUCUGCAGGUUUGUCAGUGUCUGUAAAGGCCCAGGCAAUAACGUGGCUCAAGCAGAUGGUGUUCGAUGAGUCCUCAGAGGUUGAGUGAACGUGUCGACUUCAGCAGCAGAAUUUACCCAGAAAUCAUUGUGAGUUGACGCCUUUUCCCCUUUUAAACCUGGCAGCAAUGAUGGACAGAGUGGCUUAUAAGCCAGAAGGGCUUUAGGUUACAAAUGGCUCAGUAUGUUAAACACGUUGGCUUCUUAUUCAGCGAUCUCUAGCCUCGCUCAAGCACACAGGCCGACGAUGGUGUCCGAAUUCGUCGACUGGUUCAUGCGCUGUUCCGAUAUUUAGUCAAAUAAACGGUUCUCACCUAUUAGCACCAUGUUAGUGUUAACAUUAAGGCAUAAGGAUCCAUUUCAGUGACGGCCUUAUGCUGUUUAUGCUGUUUAUUCGAGUUUACAAAGUGCAGCCGUUGAAAACUGACAAUCAUAUCCGUCGUUGAAGCACGUUUAUCUAAGGCUGUUGGAAUCAAUCUGGUGUCUGACCAUAUAAAACUACAUCGGCUGAUAUUAUAAGGUGGAUUUUAGCUGCAGCAAAACAUUUACAUCAGUUGAGCCCUGAAUGCACUGCACUAUUUAUGGACUAUGGAGCAAAAUGAGAGACUGUAGUCCAUCUGUUCAUGCAUGGUUUGUGUUGGUCAUCCUCUCCGCCUCAAUCAGUGGUCAGUCUCUAAACACUCUGUUGAUCUAGGAUCAUGGUUUCCUUUCAUGUCAGAGAAUGAUGGACUUGGACUUGAUGGUCAAUCAAGCAGUUUAUUUUGGAUUGUCGAAGAAAUCUUUUGAAUGUCAGUUCACAUUUCAUUUUUGUUAGUGAGGUUGUUCUGCCAAGAGCUGAGUGUUACCUUUGUUUUUCUUUGUUGUUGUUGUCCAAAAUGCCAUUUUUUAAUGGAAAUGUUUUGUUAUGGUGAACUUAAAAAAAAAAAAAAAAAGAUUUACAAAAUGCCAUUUAAGAAAAUGUUGGGGAAGAAAACCUACAUUAUUGUGCGUUUGUGACACUUAGCCUAGUUUUCCAGUUGUUUUUGAGAGAUUUGUGUUCUAGGUAUGAUCAGCAGGACUGAAGGUUGGAUUUGGCUGUUAUUCUGUUUAAAGGUGCACUAUUUUCUUGCUUUUCUAAGUGAAAAUGGGUUUCCACGUCCUCUGCAGGGAAUACACUUCAGCACAUAAUGCACAAUUAAUGUUUAUCUGCUGAGGUCAACAUGCUGUAAAACAUUAAAACAUCAAAUGUGACCCGUGCUGGAUUUAUGGCACAUUUAUCAUCUUAUAUUUUGCUUUUUUUCCCAAUUUGUGCACUAAAAUUGGCAGAAAAAAGCCACUUUUAAUGUUGUUCUCUGCAGUUGUUGACGAAUUUUCACCUCGAAAAUCAACAAAACCAUUCGACCCUUGUACCCAAUGUAACCUUUAGCCUGAGAACAUAUACAAGUCCCUUUAUUAGUGAAAAGAUCUAAUGAAAAUAAGAGUAAUUAACUGAAAUUAAGGCCUAAAGAACUCAGUGUAGCUCCACCCCCAGUGCUACAGUAUUUAUAUCAUUUAAUGCUGAGUGUCUGUCAUUGUGUUGACUAAGUACUUUGGCAAGAACUGGUUCAGUCAAAUUAUAUUAAUGAUAUUGGUCAGUAUCAGUGGUUAUUUGGGGUUUUAAAGCCCCUGACAGUCAGUAUCGUCUGCAGAAUUUAUAUUUACACCAUCGGCAGUAGAAGACUCUGCUAGACUCAUGUUGGGUUCUGCACUCUUUCAGUGUUUUGUUUGAGGGUCAGUUGCACUAAUUCAGUCAUCAUUCAGUUCAGUGUCACGAAAGAGGACUUGGAUUGUUAUACAGACGAGGGGUGCACCGCUCUAUAUAAAGGGGAACCUCUUCUCUUUGGUCUUCAGGCUACGUGCUGCACAUUCUUGGCAUUGGUAGCGACAGGGUGGAGAGAAGAGUAUUGUAAGAGAAAAAUGUCUGACAUGUAGCUGUUAACCUGAACCUGUGACUCAUUCAGACAGCAUGCAGCUGGGCUCAUUUAAAGGCCUCGAUCGUAUCUCAAAGUUAUGGGUGGAAACUUUUUUUUGUUAUUGUUUUCUUUUCUUUUCUUUCUUUUUUUUUGUCUCUCCAACUGUUUGUGUGCAAAAUAUUUUGGGCAAAAUUUCUGCCACCCUGUUGGUAGACGCCUGUAGACUUUAAACACAGCAAGCAAUUUUCUACUUUUUCAUACCAUACCAAAAAGUCCUUUGUUUGUAUUGUAGUUAAAGCUGUAAAUAUAUUUUUCUAAUAUCUAACAUUGUUGUCUGUUUUUUUUUGUAAAAUGAAAAGACCGUAAUUUUUUAAAAGCGUAUCUGAUUCCCUUUUUUGUGCGCUCAGAAUCGCUCCCAGGUUAAGAACAGUGCUUCAUAGAAUCUUUCUCAGGCUACAUAUUAAAGAACUUGACAGGUCUGUA